GCUUCCCGAGGGCAGUAAGGCUGCGAUGGCGAUGAAAGCGGCUGAGGGCAAGGCAGCAUCAAGCGAUCAAACCAGGGAUGUACCUGCUUAGCCCAUCAAACGAUGAGGACUGCCGCGGGAUUGGAACCGACCAGGCGUCAGCCGCUGCUCGAGUUUCUAGCGAAAGAUCUCAAAGAUGGAGCUAUCCAGGGUCGCUUCCAUAAGGAAGCCCAGCAGGCUGGAAGAGAAGGAAACGAUGAAGAGAAAACUACAGAGGUGACAACCACGACUGUCGUGACAACUGUCACCGAGAAGGAGGGCUCAGUUGAGAUCGACGACGAACUGGAAUACGAAGAGAAAGCCGCGGACACGCAGCAGACGAGUGAGACUACUGUCACGACAUCUAGCGGCGAGGAUGGCAAGCAGGUGGAGACGUCCGUUCAGGUCGAAACUACAACGCAGAAAGGCUCCACCGAGGAGGAAGAGGAGGAAGAGGAGGCGGUGACCACCGUGACGAAGACGACGAAGACGACGACGAGCGGCGAAGGUGAAAAGACGACGGAGGUCACCGGUCAGCCGGGGACGGGAGAGACGACGACGACGAAAACGACAAAAACCAUCACAGGCGCCACCACGCAAGUGAUAGAGGGCGGCACCGUCGAGGUAGAGGUCACGACGAAGGAGGGCGGAUCCAAGAUGGACGAGGCCGAAGAGAUUAUUAAAACCAUCGAGUCAGUAGAGCAGCAGAUGCCAGAGGCAGAGAUUACCUUCGACGUGACAGAGGGUGAGGUGACAACAGACACGGUGACAGAGACGCCUGCUCACGUGGAUCAGGAGACUGUUGAGGUGACGACGACAACGAUGACGACGGUAAAGGAGCAGAAGACCGUCGUAGCUGGGGAGGUGAAGCCAGCCGAAGUCAAGCCAGAAAACUAA
This is a messenger RNA of Priapulus caudatus, 915 nucleotides long. RefSeq lists its product as uncharacterized. The coding region runs from base 103 to 915 and encodes 270 amino acids. Lineage: Eukaryota; Metazoa; Priapulida; Priapulimorpha; Priapulimorphida; Priapulidae. The record is from RefSeq and is a predicted model, not a curated record. The transcript has 11 exons.